CUUCCCGCCGCAACGACCUGCGACCCUCAGCACCGCCGAAUCCAUCCACACCGUCCAUCUCCAAACCCCCCCUCUCGGCGACAUAGGUGCAUCUCGAAUUCAAAAAGCCGCCCGGGUCGCUACUUCCCUCGACUCGCCGCCAUGUCUCUCGAUCCUCCCACCUACCUGGCCUCGCUGCAGAACAACAUCCGCCAGCGGCCAAUCCCCUGGGAUGGCGCUGUUAGAGCAGGCACCAUCACAGAGGACCACCUGGCCCGCAUCCGCGCUGUUGAUAAGGCGAAGAAGCCCGAAGCUCGGAAGGAGAUUGUAGAAGGAGAUCUCGAUGGCUACCGCUCCCUCUUUGUUGGUGAAUCCGGAAAGCCCUCGGUGAUCGAGUCCGCAGGCAAGCAAGCCAAUGUCGUCCAGUAUAUCCUCGUCCUCUUGGCGGACCUCUUGCCCAGUGUACCGUCACUCUCGAAGGCUAUUUUCAAAAACACCGACCCCUACAAGCACUUUCUACCUUUGCUCGCCCACUCGAAUAAUACCGAGGACCCUAUCCCCUUGCUCACAUCGACGGCUCUAACCAAGCUCAUGUCGCUCUCAUUGAACGAAUCGCAGGCGACCCGAAACGCCAUUCCCGUGCUCCUCUCCUACCUAUCUGGCCUCGCGAAGAGUUCUGAUGCAGGCCUUCAGGAUAUCGCGGUCCAGGAAUACUCCUCCAUUCUCUACGGACACGCCGCGAGACAACAAUUCUGGAACCAAAGAAGCGAGACGAUUGCGCCUCUGAUUGACAUCCUCAGAACAGCAGCUGGCAUUGGCAGCAACGGCAGCUCCUCGGCAAGCAUAUGGAGCGGAACCGCGCCCACAAGAAACGCCGGAUUUGAGGGUUCGCUCGGCGGCGGUGUUGGUUUGCAAUUGCUAUACCAUGUACUACUGGUCAUCUGGCAAAUGAGCUUCGAAGCCGAAGAUAUUGGUGACGAGCUUAACGACGAGUACGAUAUUGUCUUGCUGUACACCCAGCUUUUGCGCCUCUCUCCCAAGGAGAAGACGACCCGAUUGGUUGUUUCUACCCUUUUCAACUUGCUCAGCAAGAAUCAGAAAUCACUCCUCCCUACUGCAGUCCUUGCGCGACUACCUGCGCUCCUUGACAACCUGAGCGGCCGCCACCUGACAGACCCUGACCUACUCGAAGACGCACAAAGUCUCAAGGAACUUCUCGAGGAGUACACCAAGACAAAGACAACCUUUGACGAGUACGUCGCUGAGGUCGAGUCUGGUCACCUCCGGUGGUCACCGCCUCACAGAAGCCAGGUUUUCUGGGCCGAAAAUGCGCGCAAGAUUUUGGAGCACGAGAACGGAGCUAUUGCGCGCCAGCUCGCCGAGAUUAUGAAGAAGCCGUGGGAGAACGACAAGGCAGUCCUGGCUAUUGCAUGCAACGAUGUUGGGGCCUUGGUUAAGGAGGUGCCUGAGAUGAGAUACAAGCUGGAGAAGCUUGGUCUCAAGACCAGAGUUAUGGAGCUAAUGGGAGAGUCGGACGAAAAUGUCCGUUGGGAGAGUUUGAAGGCAUUGGGUGGCUGGUUGAAGUACAGCUUUGACAACUAA
Messenger RNA from Colletotrichum paranaense, 1581 nucleotides. Its product is annotated as V-ATPase subunit H. The record is from RefSeq and is a predicted model, not a curated record. The annotation marks the transcript as partial. The transcript is spliced from 3 exons. Gene Ontology annotation, cellular component: fungal-type vacuole membrane; vacuolar proton-transporting V-type ATPase, V1 domain. Gene Ontology annotation, molecular function: proton-transporting ATPase activity, rotational mechanism. Gene Ontology annotation, biological process: proton transmembrane transport. Lineage: Eukaryota; Fungi; Ascomycota; Sordariomycetes; Glomerellales; Glomerellaceae.